GAGUGCUCCAUGGUCAGGGCCAUCUUUGGUCGUCCUCGCCGGUGACGGUUUGGGCGAUAUUUCCCAUUAGUCAUUAAAGCCUGAUGGUCAGAAGAGAUCAUUUCACAUCAAAGCGCCGUUUAAAGCAGCUGCCUUGAGACCGGGACCAGACUUCAUCCCUGCGCUCAGUCUCACCGGCGUUCUUUCCUUCAGCGCCCUCCAUUUGUCAAAAAGAGAGAAGGAGACGGGAGAGGCGCCGCUCCACCAUGGAUGAGGAAUAUGAUGUGAUCGUGCUGGGCACCGGGCUCACGGAAUGCAUUCUGUCCGGCAUCAUGUCUGUGAAUGGGAAAAAGGUCCUCCACAUGGACAGGAACCCCUACUAUGGUGGGGAGAGCUCCUCCAUCACUCCCCUGGAGGAGCUGUACAAGCGUUUCAGUCUCCCUGAGAGUCCACCGGAGAGCAUGGGCAGGGGAAGAGACUGGAAUGUUGACCUCAUCCCCAAGUUUCUCAUGGCCAAUGGCCAGCUUGUGAAGAUGCUGCUGUACACUGAGGUGACCCGGUACCUGGACUUUAAAGUGGUGGAGGGAAGCUUCGUUUACAAGGGAGGGAAGAUCUACAAGGUGCCGUCCACUGAGACCGAGGCGCUAGCUUCAAAUCUGAUGGGAAUGUUUGAGAAGCGACGGUUUCGGAAAUUUUUGGUCUUCGUUGCCAAUUUUGAUGAGAAUGACCCCAAGACCUUUGAAGGUGUGGAUCCUAAAACCACAACGAUGAGAGAUGUUUACAAGAAGUUUGACCUCGGCCAGGACGUUAUUGACUUCACCGGCCACGCCCUGGCCCUCUACAGGACAGACGAAUAUCUUGAUGUUGCCUGUUUGGACACGAUCAACCGUAUCAAACUGUACAGUGAAUCACUGGCACGUUACGGGAAGAGCCCCUACCUCUACCCUUUGUAUGGUCUGGGAGAACUGCCACAAGGAUUUGCCAGGUUGAGCGCAAUCUAUGGUGGAACAUACAUGCUGAACAAACCAGUGGAUGAGAUCGUGAUGGACGGUGAUAAAGUGGUUGGAGUGAAGUCUGAGGGUGAGGUAGCUCGUUGUAAGCAGCUCAUCUGUGACCCCAGUUACAUCCCAGACCGUGUCCGUAAGGCGGGUCAGGUGAUCCGGGUGAUCUGCAUCCUCAACCACCCCAUCAAGAACACUAAUGAGGCUAACUCCUGCCAGAUCAUCAUUCCUCAGAAUCAGGUCAAUCGUAACUCAGACAUCUAUGUGUGCAUGAUCUCUUAUGCUCACAAUGUGGCAGCCCAGGGGAAGUACAUCGCUAUCGCCAGCACCACAGUGGAGACCAGUGACCCGGAGGCUGAGAUUGAGCCGGCCCUGGAGCUGCUGGAGCCCAUUGACCAAAAGUUUGUGGCAAUUAGUGACCUUUAUGAGCCCAUAGAUGACGGUACUGAGAGCCAGGUCUUUGCUUCAAGGUCCUACGAUGCCACAACUCACUUCGAGACCACUUGCAAUGACAUCAAGGACAUCUACAAACGUAUGACCGGAACCGACUUUGACUUUGAGAACAUGAAACGCAAACAGAAUGACGUGUUUGGGGAGGAUGAGCAGUGAGGGGUUCAGGGGCUUUUGAGAGAAGAGGGAAGGGCUAGAAAAGGAAGUGAAGGCAAGAAAGAGCUGAGAGGCGUCAGAGCCGCUUCAGAUGGCCGGGGCUGCUUGAACUGUGCUUUAAAAAUUAAAAGGUGGGG
Molecule: messenger RNA, 1723 nt
Organism: Nematolebias whitei (Rio pearlfish)
Lineage: Eukaryota; Metazoa; Chordata; Actinopteri; Cyprinodontiformes; Rivulidae
Gene: gdi1
Product: GDP dissociation inhibitor 1
Exons: 11
Coding region: 246-1589 (447 amino acids)
Biological process (GO): protein transport; vesicle-mediated transport; small GTPase-mediated signal transduction
Cellular component (GO): cytoplasm
Molecular function (GO): Rab GDP-dissociation inhibitor activity
Source: RefSeq, a predicted model, not a curated record